Molecule: messenger RNA, 1243 nt
Organism: Cercospora beticola
Lineage: Eukaryota; Fungi; Ascomycota; Dothideomycetes; Mycosphaerellales; Mycosphaerellaceae
Source: RefSeq, a predicted model, not a curated record
CAAAGCUCAAGUCCACGAAGGUGUACGACCCACCAUCAUCAUGCUGCUCACUUCCACGUACGCUCUCUUGGCGGUCCUGGCUGGACAGGCGUUCGCCGGAGACAUUGUCAAAUGCUACACUUCUAUGACAAAUAAGAAGCCGCAAGGCUAUGUUCCAACCAAGACUGAGACGCAUUACACCCCAUGCACUACCAAACAAACCAAGCCUGUGUAUACAACCAAGACACCAAAAUACACAACCACCAGAACCGAGUACACCACAACCUACGUCACUGAACCCAAUAAAUACACAUCCACCGUGGUCGUAACCGUCACCACGAGCACCAAGAAGGCCACCGACACAAAGACAAGCACUUCUACAUCCACAUCCACCAAGUCGGUUACUUCUACAGUCACGGAGCGAGCACCAGCAAACUUCACUCCCAUCCAGUCCUCGCUUCCAAACUCUUCCAACAGUGGCGCUGCAGGAGGUGCUCCAAGGAGGAAGCGGUCUGAGACUCAGCUCACCAAACGGGCCUCCAACAAAGGCUACGGAAAGUCCUACCCCAAGAAAGUGACAUGUCACAAGUACACGAAAGACAAGAACUGCGCUACAAAAUACGUCACUACUACCAAGACAGUCUAUGCCCACCCCAAGACUUACACUGAGAAGACCACAAAAACCCAGACUCAGACCAAAUGUCCAAAGGCCAAAAAGACCACCACAUCUACUAAGAAGGUCGACAAGACGAUUACGGUUGGAACAACCACAACCACUGUGACAACAACCACGACCAGCAGCACGACGGUCGCAACGACUACUGUCAAUGCCGCGUGCCGUCUAAGGACCAACUACGCUGACAAAGUGUCUGGCAUUGAUAUCGUUGAGGCAAUAGAAGAUCCAUUUGGCAGAGCGGGCGUCAACCUCUUUCAAUUCCAGGUCCAAGACGCCUUCGAGUGCUGCAACGAGGCUUUCAGCCCGCGGACUGAGGCGGAGGACAUAACAGCCCCAGAGGUCUGGGCUUUCGAUAGGCGCAGGAAUCCAAAUAACAGAGAGGAAAUCAUUGGUUUCUGUACGCUUCUCGGAACAGAAACUUGCGGUGCAGGGCAAGCGAACGGGCGAUGGCAGCUGCUGAACGAGGAGCAGGCGUGUGGUCCUGUGGACCAACUCAACGUCGUCGCCGGGCCAUUGUUCGGAAACGCACCUUGCGGAUUGGGAAUUGGAAGCUCCGGACAAUGUCCUCCUCCACAACCAGAAGAGUAG